Messenger RNA from Rotaria sp. Silwood2, 870 nucleotides. The record is from the annotation of a GenBank genome assembly. NCBI's taxonomy places the organism in Eukaryota, Metazoa, Rotifera, Eurotatoria, Philodinida, Philodinidae.
AUGCCGAUAACAGCACAUCCAGCAUUUAACAAAGCUUGUUGCUAUUUUAAAAUAAAAUUAAAACGUAUUCCAUUAAAUCCUCAAACACGUGAAGUUGAUCUUUAUCAAAUGCGUCGAGCAAUAACUAAAAAUACUUGCAUGCUUGUUGCAUCAGCGCCGAAUUUUCCACAUGGUGUUAUUGAUCCAAUUGAAGAUAUUUCAAAAAUUGCUAUGGAAUAUAAUAUUCCAUUACAUGUUGAUGCUUGUUUAGGUGGUUUUCUUAUUGCUUUUAUGGAUCAAGCUGGUUUUCCAUUAAAACCAUUCGAUUUUCGUCUACCGGGUGUGAUGAGUAUUAGUUGCGAUACACAUAAAUAUGGCUUUACACCAAAAGGUACUUCGGUGAUUCUCUAUCGAAAUGCAGAACUUCGUCAACAUCAAUUCUUUGCUGUAGCGGAUUGGCCAGGUGGAAUUUAUGGUUCACCAACAGUUGCUGGUAGUCGUUCUGGUUAUUUAAUUGCUUGUUGUUGGGCUACACUUAUGUAUUAUGGUCUUGAAGGUUAUAUUGAAGAAACACGAAAAAUUAUUCAAAUAGCACGAUAUAUAGCUGAUGGAUGGAGUAAAAUUGAUGGUAUUUAUCUUUUACAUCAACCAGAUGUAAGUGUUGUGGCAAUUAGUUCAAAUAAAUUUAAUAUUUAUUAUUUAUUCGAUGGUUUACAUGAAAAAGGAUGGCAUUUAAUUGGUUUACAAAAUCCACCAGGUAUUCAUAUUGCUGUUACACAAGUUCAUACUCAACCGGGUAUUGUUGAAAAACUUCUUGAAGAUACACAACAAUGUGUUGAUGAAAUUUUAAAAUCUGAUAAUAAAACAGAUACAGUAACAGUAAGUAUAUAA